AUUAGUUAUCCAAACAUUAUAUUAUUAUAUAAAUUAAUAAACAUUAUAGCCUAUUAUUUCUUCAACUGUCAACAACUAUUCAGUAUAAGAGCAUACCAAAAUUAGUAAUGAUAAGUAUAUUUAUUAGUUCAUUUUAAUACAAUGUUUAAAAAUUCACAUAGUUUUAGCUAAAACAAUAUGGGUAUUGACAAUUUACAAAUUAUAUUUGAUAAUCCAACAGCAGUUUUCAUCCCUGGUGAAAUAAUUACUGGCAGAGUUCUAAUUAUUGUUAGCAAUUCUGUUAAAAUAAAAAAAGUAAAAUUAAAAUUUAGAGGAGAAGGUAAUGUGUUGUGGAGAGAACAUAAUCUUAUGACCCGAAGAAAUAGUAAGAAUGGAAGUAGAAGGCAUAGCCUUACACAUAAUAAGACUAAAACUGAAAGAUAUACCGCAAAAGAAGAAUAUUUUAAUCACAAAAUAAUAUUGGUGGGUGGGGAAGGAAAAUUACUUUUAAAAGAAGGGGAUCAUGUUUAUCCAUUUAGUGUUUCCUUACCUGAUAACUUACCGUCAACAUUUGAAGAAGAGUACGGACGCGUACAAUAUACAGCUAAAGUAGUAAUUAAUAUACCUUGGGAUAUUAAGAAAGGUAAAGAAAUUGCAUUUGAAGUUAUUUCCACCUUACAUUUGAAUGAUGAACCAUCCUUAGCAGAACCUAAAAUACUAGAAAGAGAGAAAUUUUACUGUUGCUGUUGUUGCAAGUCUGGACCGAUGACAAUGAUUGUCUAUGUUCCUUAUACUGGUUUUGUUCCAGGACAAUCUAUACCAGUUACAGUUGAACUGGAUAACAACAGCAAUGUGGAUGUAGAUUCUAUUAUAAUAAUACUGGAAAGAGUACUAAAAUUUAAAGCACGGUUCCCGAGUAGCAAAAUAAAAUGUAAAGCAUUAAAGAUUGUUAAUGUAUGUAUAGAUGGUGUUGAAAAACACACUUCGAAAACUCGCGUGGAACAAAUUCAAAUUCCAAGUAGUUUGAUAAUACCAAAUUUAAAACAUUGUGGAAUUAUAACUGAUACAUAUUCUCUACAUGUCGAGGCUUGUAUCAAUGGUGGAUACAUAAAUGAAGUAAUUUCUGUUAAUAUAAUAUUGGGUGAUAUGCCAUUGACAAUAGCUACUGAUGCUCGUCAAUUUGAUUAUUCUUUUCAACCAUCGAACCAAAGUUAUUUUUCAAGCGAACAUCCGACAAAUCCUCUUCCACCUGUAGAUGUUAAUGAGACAAUUUCUGUUCCUGGAUAUGCUCAUCUAGUAGUUCCAAGUAACCAAUUUUAUUCUGCGCCACACAAUAAUCUAGAAAACGGGACGAUUCUCGGACAAAAUAGUUCACUACAUAUCAAAUUUUCGGCAUACCCAGAUCCACCACCACCAUACCAAUUUUCAGAUCCAGAAAUAGCAACUGAUAUACAAGUACCAUCUAUUAGUACAUUAUCUGUUUAGUUAUAACUUCCUUUUCCACUUCCACAGAAAAUAUUAAACCAUUAGAUUUAUAGAACCAAUUUACUCAACUACCAAAUACCAAUGUAUGCUAUUCAACUAUCAGAUUAUCUGACUACCUGUUAAAUUAAAAUUAACUUUACUUUAACUAAAUUGAAGCCAAUUAUACAUGUAUUUUACAUAAUAGUAUUAUACAUGUAUAUAUUACGCAUAUUAAAUAUAUGAUAUUAUGUACAUGACUAAAUAAACAAUUUAAUGAAAUGUCAAGUCCUACAUAGAUACAUGAUACAUAAGUUUAAAUAUUUAAGAAGAAGUCAUUACCGCAUGAUAUUUUGUCUCCGUCUUACACACGUAUGACAUAGCAAAUUUUCGUUCACCAGUUUAAAUAGUAUGCUGUUAGUUUUGGUAUUUGAGUGAAUUGAUCUAUUAUCAAACUUUUAGGUAAGAACAUUAUUUGUGUUCUCUCCAUUGGUUAUUUACGAUAUUUUAAUGUUUAAGUGAGUUAUGAGUAUGUAGAAUAUUACCCUGUAUUGUUACUUUUGAUAUUAGAGUGAAUCUUCCCAUUAUCAAACUUUAAGUCAAGAACAUUACCUAUGUCCCCAUGUUAACUAUUUUAUGAUAUUUAAAUUUGUAUAUAAGUUAUGUACAUUAUUACUAUUUAAAAAUGUUUAUAAAUUAUAUAACAAUUAGAAUAUCGUAAAAAUGCCAACGUAGGAACACAAAUAUUGGCGGAAAUUGGGAGGGCUUGAGGGGGCUUAAGCCCCUUCUUUUUUAGUUUUGUAGAAUAGAAGCUCACAUUGAUGUUAAUAAAGUUAGCCCCCCCCCUGAAAUUUUAAUAGAUUUCCGCCUAUGGACACAGGUAAUGUUCUUAGCUUAAAGUUUGAUAAUAGGUGAAUUCACUCUAAUAUAAAAGCAACAGCACAGGGAUAGUUCUACUAAACAUAAAUUUGUUAUGUUGCACAUGGGCCAGAAGAUAAAUCAAAUGGUGCGCCAACAUCCUCUUAAAAAUAAUUGUAAAAGAAAAAGGUGACACAAAGAUAAUAUUGUGGUGUAAAUUAUAAAUUAAAAAUUUAAUAACAUAUUAAUAAUUUACUACAAAUUUACUAUGAAGAACAUAACUAUUAAUUGUGAUGGCUGAGGAUAGUAUUUAAUUCAUAUUAUUUUAUGAACAUUGAAUAAAAUUAUUGUAAUAAUCUACAAUUCAUUUUUUGAUUUUAUAUAAAUAUAUAGUUCCUUCAUAUCUUAAAUUUUGUUAAUGUAAUAUUUUAAAUAGUAGAUACUACAAUAAUAAUAUAAUACACUGUUGUGAUUCCUAUAUAAUAUUAUAUUAAAAUUUUUUUUUAUAAUUAAUUUUAUAAAUAAUAUAUGUGAUAUAAAUAAUAAUACUACCACAAAACUCUUCAUUUGUUUUACUUUUUAUCUAUAUUAACCAUUAUUGAAGUUGUUAAUAUUAUAUCUAGAAUCUAGUGGUUAUCUCACACUAUUUGCAUUUAUAUAACGUCAUAAAAUCAAUAUCUUAGUUUUAAUAUUAGCUUUUUAUAAUUGUACCUAUAUGUAUAUUUCAUUAUUAUCAAUUUUUAUUGACAUAUCUAUCCAUAGACUAUUUUUAAAUGUAUAAUAUGCUGAAAAAUAGACAACAGUCAUAAACCAUAGGUACUCAUACUAUGUAUUAUAUAGUGUUAUGUAAUGUGUAAAUAUUUGCUUACGUAAAUAUUUUAGAUGAGAUUCUUCCAUAAAAAAAACCUAUUCAAAUAUCAGUCAGCAAAUCGCAAAUGCCAUAAAAAGAGUGUUCUGUAUCUUAUAAGUUAUAGUUAUAUAAAAAUUAAAAAUAGGUAUUUUGAAUAUUUCAAAUCUGAGAGAUUCCUAUGAAAUUGUUUGGGUAAAUAAUAUGUAGCUAUAGUUGUUGAGUAAUGUUACAAUAUAUUACAUUACUAUUAAUACCACCAUUGCAGUCUAGACUGCAAAGACUGUAAUCAGUGUAUGUCUGCCCUCCGAUUGUAGUUACCUACUAACCUACUAAACACUUCUUGACAUCAUAGACAUUUUUAAGAAAAAUUAAAAAUGAAUUCACUUUAAAUAAGACAAAAGCUGUUUGUAUUAAUUGUUGUGAUAUAAAUCAAAAUAUAAAAUUAUGAUAUUAGAAAUGGGUUGCUAUUUAAAACGACAUUUGUAUCUAUAACUGUUUAAAUAUGUUUUAGAAAUCAAUUAGCUGUAUUCGUACUUAUAUUAUGAUGAAUCUUCAAUAACUAACUUAUGACU
Messenger RNA from Metopolophium dirhodum (rose-grain aphid), 3720 nucleotides. RefSeq names its product arrestin domain-containing protein 3-like. Bases 178 to 1464 code for a protein of 428 amino acids. Gene Ontology annotation, cellular component: cytoplasm. The transcript has 6 exons. The record is from RefSeq and is a predicted model, not a curated record. NCBI's taxonomy places the organism in Eukaryota, Metazoa, Arthropoda, Insecta, Hemiptera, Aphididae. Gene Ontology annotation, biological process: protein transport.